This is a messenger RNA of Stegodyphus dumicola, 4991 nucleotides long. RefSeq names its product ovostatin-like. The record is from RefSeq and is a predicted model, not a curated record. Gene Ontology annotation, molecular function: endopeptidase inhibitor activity. Gene Ontology annotation, cellular component: extracellular region. NCBI's taxonomy places the organism in Eukaryota, Metazoa, Arthropoda, Arachnida, Araneae, Eresidae.
UAUAUUCCUCCGCACUCCGUUCGCGACUGUCAUUCAGCAAAGAGUUGCACGCAGUUGCUCGAAAAGAUAAACCAACCGGCUCGUGCAGUCGGUUUCAUAAAUUCCUUAAUAUCUGAGAGUCUCUCGGAAACGGGGCUUAAUUGUUAAUCUAAUAUGGAGAAGUUGUUAUCAUCAGUAAUAAUUCUGUGCAUGUUCUUAAGUGCAUAUGCUGCUGAAUCCUCUGAAACUGGAAAUGGCUACAUAUUUACUUGCCCAAAGUCCAUUAAAACUGGAACCACAAAUGAGAUGCAGUUACGCCGUUAUGGGGCACUUGAUGCAGGCAACCUCAAUCUGAAACUGAUAUAUCCUGAUUCAUACAAUUCGAAUUUCACAGUUUUUGUUGAAAAGGACUAUGAGAUAAAAGAAGGAGAAGAAUAUUCUACACUUGAACUCUUUGUUCCGUUAUCUGAAACUCCCAUAUAUGACGCUCGAGUUGUCCUCAAUGGGACUUUAGGAGAUUCCUAUACUAUAGUUGGCAGUGACACGGUGUACUUUGAUACUGCAAAAGAUAACAUAAUUAUCAUUCAGACUGAUAAACCAAUAUACAAAGAAGGCCAGACUGUGAAAUUUCGUGUUCUGAAAGUAGACAGAAAUCUGAAACCAUCAGGAAAAGAUGAAGCUAAUAUAUGGGUUGAAGACCCGAAAGGUACAAGGCUAUUCCAGUGGAAAAAAGUGCCUUUGGGAAGUGGUAUCAAACAAUUAGAAUUUCCGUUAGCUGAUGAACCUGUUGAAGGAAAUUGGAAAAUAAAAGCUUCUAUCAAUGAUGAAGUCGAAACGGCCAUCUUUGAGGUGAAAGAAUAUGUGCUGCCUAAAUAUGAAGUUGACAUUUCCUUUCCUUCUUUCGUCCUUGCAAACGCCGAACUUAUACCAUUGAAGAUAUGUGCAAAAUAUACGUAUGGGAAGCUAGUAAAAGGCGAUCUGAAGCUAAAUAUAUCUUUGGAGUUAUACGCAUGGUCAAGAGAAAAAGUACCUAUAUUGGAAAUAGAAGAGAAGCUGGACGGUUGUUUUGAAUACGAAUUAAAUGUUUCACUGAUAGAAACAGGGGACGUUUAUCGUUACAGAAGGAUCAUGGUUGUGGCUAGCGUGACAGAAAAAGGAACUGGAGUGGAGCGAAAUGAAACUAAAUUUAUUCAGCGGCAGUACUCUCCUCUUAAUCUCAACUUUAAUCGUGAUCAAAGACAAUAUUACAAACCUGGUCUGCCUUACAACGGAAAACUGCAAGUGAAUAAUCCUGAUGAAAGCCCUGCCGCAAAUGAACCAAUUGAGCUUUGUGCGACUGUAUCAAGGCAACGUGUUUUGAGUGGCUGGUGGGCAACAAAAAAAGUGAAAUAUUGCAAAAAUUAUACUUCGGAUGACAAUGGGGUUAUUCUAUACACUUUACCUCCUCAGAACACAGAUUCCAUUGGCAUCACGAUCGAGGCAAAAUCUAUUCGUUUUGCGAAACCAGCAAAUCCCACCGGAACUCACCGUGAAAAUGUGCUAAAUACACCAGAAACAAGUAUGUCUCUGACACCUUGGUUCUCGCCAUCUGGUAAUUUCCUUCAGUUGCAGCCAGAGCAGGAUGUACUAAAGUGUGGUACGAAGAAGAGCGUCACAAUUCUAUUUACGUCAAAGGAAGAUGCCAAUCUGAAUUUCGUGUACCAGGUUGUAAGCCAGGGUAAGGUACUACGAUCUGGCUCUGUUCCUGUCUCAUUCUCAGUCCAAGAUGAUGUGUCCAAAGAAUUCCAAGAUGAAAGUAAACUUAUCAAUGAGCAAGAAACUCAACUUGAGCCAGCAUUAACAUCCGCAGACUCAUCUUCAAGUUCAUCCUCAAGCUCAUCUGAGGAAGACUGCCCAUCAGCAAGGGAAGCCAGAUACGUCCCGCCUGUGGGUAAAGUGACAAUUGAUAUUGAUAUCGAUGCUAGCCUGUCACCAUCGUUCCAUCUUUUGGUAUACUACAUCAGGGACGACAGAGAAACUGUGGCAGAUUCACAAAAAUAUAAAGUCGAAAAAUGCUUUAAAAAUGAGGUUCAUUUUGGAUUUGGAGAUGAAGUCCAACAGCCUGGCACGAGAACAUCAAUAAAAGUUAAGGCAGCUCCUAACUCACUUUGUGGUAUCAAAGUUGUUGACAAAAGUGUUUCGCUACUGGACUCCAGUGAACAACUAACGACAGAAAAAAUAUUUUCAAUUUUGGAGAGCAGGGAAUACGUGCAUUAUGGUAGUAAUCCUUGCAAUGAACCUGCUCCUCAACCUGGUUUAUACAAAUCAGCACCUUUAGAUUAUAGCUCAAUAGUUAUGCCUCGACCCUGGUCUUCAUCGUCAUACGAAGAUGCACUUGCUGCAUUUUACAAUGCCGGCUUUGUCGUCAUCAGUAAUCUGACUCUAUUCACACGACCAUGCAAAAGCAACAACAGAGGAGGAAUUCAUGUCCAGUAUGAGACUCAAGGAUUUAGCACUUUUGGUGCUGGUGGCCAAGUUUCUUUUAAAGCUGUGGCAUUGGCUUCGACUGCAAGGAGACCUGCAGCUCCAGCAGUGGCUGAUUCUAAAAUGGGAAUUGAAGUUACCAAAUCAGUAGUCGAUGUAAGAAAUUACUUCCCAGAAACGUGGUUAUUCGAGAUGGAAAUGACUGGACCUGAUGGGGAAUACUUAGACAAACAGAAAUUACCACACACGAUUACGGAAUGGAUUGGCAAUGCUGUGUGCAUCAAUGAAGAGGAAGGUUUAGGCAUAUCCAACACGAAGUCUAUCAAAGCUUUCCAAGCUUUCUUCCUGUCAUUUACACUCCCGUAUUCGGUAAUCAGAGGAGAAAAGUUCUGGAUAACAAUUUCUGUCUUCAAUUAUGUACAAGAUGCCUUGCCUGUAACCGUUUCUUUGGAUAAGAGUGAUGAUUAUGUUGUAAUUAGUGAUUCAGUUGAUGGUGACGUCUGUGUGCAACCAGGAGACAGUGAAAACUUAAGGCUCCAGUUAAAAGCUACCACUUUGGGAACACUUAAUAUCACCGUCCGAGCACAGACAGCUGAAUCUAGUGAUAUAUGUGGCAGCUCAAGUGUAUCUGAUGCUGUAGCUAAGGAUGGAGUUACUAAUUCUCUCAUAGUGCAGGCUGAAGGUUGGCCAGUAGUAGACGUUGUAACCAGUUUAUUCUGCCCCAAAGAUGGAGAAGAUGGAGUAUUUGUAGAAUCGUAUGAUCUAAACUUACCUGAAAAUGUUGUUCCUGAUUCUGCAAGAGGAUACCUUGAUGUAACGGGUAAUUUUAUGGGCCCAUCUAUGGACAACUUAGAAAACCUUGUUGUUCUUCCUACUGGAUGUGGAGAGCAAAACAUGGUCAAGUUCACGCCGAAUUUAGUUGUUCUAGAUUACCUGUCUGGGAUUGGAGAACUCAACGAUAAAAUAAAAAACAGAGCUAUUCGGAACCUAAACUUAGGAGCUCAAAGGGAAAUGCAAUAUCGACAUGCAGAUGGAUCUUUUAGUGCAUUUGGUUACAGAGACAAAGAAGGAAGCAUGUUUCUAACUGCUUUUGUUCUUCGUUCUUUUGCUCAAGCUACGAAGUAUAUUACCAUCGAUGAUAACGUUAUUAAACAGAUGCAAACAUGGAUAAUUUCCAAGCAACAAGCAGACGGAUGUUUCCCAGAUGUUGGUCGAAUAUUUGAUUCCGGCUUGCAAGGAGGUGUCGAAAAGGAAAAGAGUCAAGGUAUCAUCACAGCUUAUGUCCUCGCUUCUCUUAUAAUAUCUGGUUACAAAAAUGAAUCUAUCAUCAACCCUGCUGUCUCCUGUAUUGAAGAAGAUGACAGCAAACUGAGUCCAUACGCAGGAUUUUUAUAUACAUAUGCCGAAACUCUAGCUGGGAAAACUGAGGAGGCAAGAAAGCGCAUUUCUAGACUCAGAGAAAGAGCUAACGUAACAGAUGGUGUAGAAUAUUACCCUAAUGUAAAUGGAUCCCAAUCGAUCAACUUGGAAACGGCAGCCUACGCUGUUUUGGCUAUCUUGAAAUCGGGAGGAAAUGCUGCUGACGCUUUGCCAAUUGUCCGUUACAUGACUCAGAAUUUGAAUCUAAGAGGAGGAUUUGUGUCAACCCAGGAUACUUGCGUUGGAUUGGAAGCUCUCUCAGAAAUCGCUAAACUCAUCUUUAAAGAUACACUCGAUAUUACGUUGACUGUUACGGGUGGAUUGGAAAAGACUAUCAAGCUAACAGAGGAAGACAAGCUGGUAGUAAAGAGGAACCGGAUUUCUGAAGUACCAUCUGAAGUGAAGGUAGAAGCCACUGGAUCAGGUUGCGCCCUAAUUCAGAAAACACUCCUUUAUAAUACCAAAACUCCACCUACAAAGAACUUAUUUUACCUCGAAGUCGUCGGUAAUUGUCUAGAUGGCGAUUGCAAACAAGGUGAAAUUACUGUGAUAGUCAGUUACAUCCCAGCUGGAGAAAGUUCCGGCAUGUCCUUAGUUGAAGUAAAGAUGAUCUCUGGCAUGGUUCCUGUAAAGGAAAGUCUUGAUAAGCUUCUGAGAGAUGAAGAUUUAAAAUUAAUGAGAUAUGGAAUAGAAAAUGAUGUUGUGGUAUUUUACUACAGUGAGAUAUCAAAUACUGGAAAACGAUUCGUCUUCCAAGUAGAAGAAGCUGUCAAGGUAGACGAUCGUCAUCCUGGUACAGCUAAAGUGUACGAUUACUACGCGAAAGAAAAAUCGGCGUCUACUAGUUAUUCAUUAGGAAACUGUGAAUCAGAAAGUUGUUCUGAAGAAUCAUAAAAGAAGAUAUGAAGAUAAAUGCCAAGUAAUCUAUUAACCAGAAAAGGGACCCCAUGACUUUUAUUUUAAAGUGGUGGAUUAAAUCGGCGUUAUAUCAGUAUUUUUUUUUUUUGUAUUACGCGCACAGAACUCAAUUCGUCAAAGAUAAGUCAGAGCUUGCACGUAUGCUUUUCCAGAACGUGCACUUUUGGUAAUAAAAUAACACUUUUGUAAAUAAAAUAAUGUGUUUCGUUAUA